Messenger RNA from Fusarium pseudograminearum CS3096, 1611 nucleotides. RefSeq lists its product as uncharacterized. Gene Ontology annotation, molecular function: oxidoreductase activity, acting on paired donors, with incorporation or reduction of molecular oxygen; heme binding; monooxygenase activity. The transcript has 5 exons. The record is from RefSeq and is a predicted model, not a curated record. Gene Ontology annotation, biological process: sterol metabolic process. Lineage: Eukaryota; Fungi; Ascomycota; Sordariomycetes; Hypocreales; Nectriaceae. Bases 1 to 1611 code for a protein of 536 amino acids.
AUGGACGCAGUCAAUUCCACCGCCAGCGGCUUCUCGUCCGUCUUGGCCGGCACAAAAUACGCCAAUGUCAACAUCCCUCCCCAAAUCGACUAUGUUAUCGAGGCCGUCUCCAAUGCCGGUGUCUGGACUUGGGUGUUUACUCUUGUCGCCCUGUGCAUCGCUUAUGAUCAGAUUGCCUAUAUUGUCAGGAAGGGCCCUAUUGUCGGUCCCGCCAUGAAGAUUCCCUUCAUCGGCCCAUUCCUCGAUUCCAUGGACCCCCGAUUCGACGGUUACCAUGCCAAAUGGAGCAGCGGUCCUCUCAGCUGCGUUUCCAUCUUCCACAAGUUUGUCGUUAUCGCUUCCACCCGUGACAUGGCUCGCAAGGUCUUCAACUCGCCCGCUUAUGUCAAGCCCACAGUCGUCGACGUUGCCCCUAAGCUUCUUGGACACGACAACUGGGUUUUCCUCGACGGAAAGGCCCAUGUUGAUUUCCGCAAGGGUCUCAAUGGCCUCUUCACCCGCAAGGCCCUCGAGCUUUACCUGCCCGGUCAGGAGGAGGCUUACAACACUUACUUCAAGCACUUCCUCAAGAUGACCAAGGACGCUGGCGGCAAGCCCGUUCCUUUCAUGCACGAGUUCCGCGAGGUCAUGUGUGCUGUUUCUUGCCGCACUUUCGUUGGUCACUACAUUUCCGACGAGGCCGUUACCAAGAUCGCCGAGGACUACUACCUCAUCACCGCUGCUCUUGAGCUUGUCAACCUCCCCGUUAUCCUCCCUUACACCAAGUCUUGGUACGGCAAGAAGGCUGCUGAUAUGGUCCUGGCCGAGUUCUCCAAGUGUGCUGCCAAGAGCAAGGUUCGCAUGGCCGCUGGUGGUGAGGUUACCUGCAUUAUGGACGCUUGGAUUCUGUCCAUGAUCCAGUCUGACCGCUGGCGCGAGGCCGAAGAGAAGGGCGAGCCCCACAAUGUCGAGAAGCCAUCUCCUCUCCUCCGCAUGUUCAACGACUACGAGAUCUCCCAGACCAUCUUCACCUUCCUCUUCGCUUCCCAGGACGCCACCAGCAGCGCUGCCACAUGGCUCUUCCAGGUUACCGCCCAGCGACCCGAUGUCCUUGAUCGUGUCCGAGAGGAGAACAUCAAGAUCCGCAACGGUGACCCCAACGCCCCCCUCACCAUGGACCAGCUCGAAUCUCUUACUUACACCCGCGCUGUUGUUCGUGAGCUUCUCCGAUGGCGCCCUCCCGUCAUCAUGGUUCCCUAUGUCACCAAGAAGGCUUUCCCCCUGACUGAUGACUACACCGUUCCCAAGGGCUCCAUGUUGAUUCCUACCACUUUCAUGGCUCUCCACGACCCCGAGGUAUACGACAACCCUAGCCACUUCGACCCUGAGCGAUACUACAGCGGCGACGCUGAGGAGAAGGGCUCCAAGAACUACUUGGUAUUCGGUACUGGACCUCACUACUGCCUCGGCCAAGUCUACGCUCAGCUGAACUUGGCUCUCAUGAUCGGAAAGGCCUCUGUCAUGCUUGACUGGAAGCACCACGCCACCCCCAAGUCUGAGGAGAUCAAGGUCUUUGCCACCAUCUUCCCCAUGGAUGAUUGCCCUCUUACCUUUGAGGAGAGAAAGUGGUAA